This is a messenger RNA of Syzygium oleosum, 2111 nucleotides long. RefSeq lists its product as uncharacterized. The record is from RefSeq and is a predicted model, not a curated record. Gene Ontology annotation, cellular component: cytosolic small ribosomal subunit. Gene Ontology annotation, molecular function: tRNA binding; protein binding; translation initiation factor activity. Lineage: Eukaryota; Viridiplantae; Streptophyta; Magnoliopsida; Myrtales; Myrtaceae. The transcript has 14 exons. The coding region runs from base 221 to 1783 and encodes 520 amino acids. Gene Ontology annotation, biological process: translational initiation.
AACCGAAAAUUCUUUCUUCGUCCCCGUCGAGCUUGGCAGUGCGUCGAUCGAUCCUUGAGCGCGGUGCAGCGUCCAUUCCUCCGCCGCCGUCCUUCGGCGGCUCUUCCUCCAAACACCGAGCUUCGGUCUACGUCCAUAGCCCGAUAUUUCAGAGUUUUCUUUUCGAUCAUCAACUGGGCAUCUUUGCGUUGAUACAUUGUGUUGCUUGCAAUCUUCCCCAAUGGCAACUGCGGCUUCUUCACUGCCUCUGCAUAUUUUAGUUCGCGAACCGGACGGGUUCUCUCUGUGGAAUGGACCUCCAUUUGCUAAUGGUCAGCCGGGCGUCAAGCUCGAGAGAACUCUGUGCACGAACACCAAUUUCUGCGAAGAUGGGUCCAGGCUGAUGGUGAUAAAGUCCGACUCCGUGAUUGGCGUGUAUGACUGCAGAACCUUCAAGGAAAUCAGGAAUUUCGAGAUUCCCAAUUUGGUCAUGGCAACAUUGUCCCCGAGCGGGACUUAUCUCCAGACUUUCCAGAAAUCCUCAACCCCACAGGAGAAGAAUGUGAUCUUGUGGAAAGUGGAGUCUGGGGAGUCUGUUUAUCAGCUCUUCCAGAAGAACAUUACUAAAACGACAUGGCCUACGAUCCGAUUUAGUUCUGAUGAAGCUGUUGCGUGUCGACUUGCAACAAAUGAGAUCCAAUUUUUCGAUGGUUGUGACUUUUCAAAGGGUUUCAAUUAUAGGCUGAGAGUUCCUGGAGUUGCUGCAGUUGAGCUCUCUAAAAAUCCGGGGUCCCACGUUGCAGCAUAUGUUGCAGAAUCUAAGGGUGUUCCUGCCAGUGUCCAAAUAUUUGCAUGUAGGGAGGAUCAGCAGAGUCAAUCUGUUGCGCGGCGAAGUUUCUUCCGCUGCUCAUCAGUGCAACUGCACUGGAAUUAUGGGUCUACUGGACUUUUGGUUGUGGUGCAGUCUGAUGUUGAUAAAACCAACCAGAGUUACUAUGGGGAAUCGAAGUUAAACUACCUAACAACAGAUGGGACUCAUGAAGGGCUCGUGCCUCUUCGUAAAGAGGGACCUAUUCAUGACGUUCAAUGGUCAUAUUCUGGUUCUGAAUUUGCUGUUGUUUAUGGAUUCAUGCCUGCAAAGGCUACUAUUUUUGACAAGAAGUGCAAUCCACUCCUUGAGCUUGGAACAGGCCCUUAUAAUACCAUCAGAUGGAAUCCGAAGGGGAAGUUUAUAUGUUUGGCAGGUUUUGGUAACUUGCCAGGUGACAUGGCAUUUUGGGAUUACAGGGAGAAGAAACAGCUGGGAACAACAAAAGCUGAAUGCUCUGUAACCAGCGAGUGGUCUCCAAAUGGCUGCUAUUUUAUGACUGCCACAACACUUCCAAGACUACAAGUUGACAAUUGUAUUAAAAUUUUCCACCACAACGGAACACUAUUCUUUAAGAAGAUGUUUGACAAGUUAUACCAGGCUGAAUGGAAACCAGAAUCACCCGAGAGAUUUGGUGAAGUUGCUGAACUGAUAAAGUCCGUUGACUCUCUAAAGGUGGAAGACCGAAAACCACAAGGACAAACAGCAAAAUCAUCUCAAAAUUCUUCAAAGGUAACUUCUACCAACAUGCCUGCCCAGAAACCUGCUGCCUAUCGUCCACCACAAGCUAAGAAUGCAGCCGCUGUCCAGGCAGAGCUGCUUGGAAAGAGCCCUUCGGAAACGUUGAGCAAGAAUGCAUUGAGAAACAAGAAGAAAAGGGAGAAACAGAGGGAAAAAAAAGCUGCAGAGGCCGGUUCUGCCCCAAGUGAUUCAUGAUACGAUAGUUAAUGUGAGUUGCAUGUCUAGAAUCUUGGUCGCCAUUUUGAUUUCCCGUGCAUAACGAAGAGGCCAUAGGGAAAAACAGCGGCACAAUGCCUUCUGCCUAUUCCCUUAGAGUGGAGCUACUCCAACGAUGCCGGUAUUGGGCUUUUGAGUGGAGAUUGGAAGACUUAACUUGUGUGGAGAUGAUCAGUGGACUUCUUUGCUCUCUGUUUACUGUUCUUUGAAUUUAUUGCGGUGAGGGGCAACAUUGUGUGAAACUAGGAACUCCUUUUCUUCGAAUAAUGGUCAAAUAUCUGCGAAAUAGCAUGAAUUGUUCGAUUUA